Molecule: messenger RNA, 962 nt
Organism: Plutella xylostella (diamondback moth)
Lineage: Eukaryota; Metazoa; Arthropoda; Insecta; Lepidoptera; Plutellidae
Source: RefSeq, a predicted model, not a curated record
CCCCAUCUUAGCCCUACUCCUCCAGUAGCUCCAUGGAGGUAUACGGAGACUACAUGAGACCUCGCCGAGGGCGUCCCAGGUCCUCCAGCCACCGUUGUGGGUCGUCCCAGGGCCGCGGGCCACCCUGCUCGCGGGCACACUGGUCCUGGCUCGACAAACUGUGCAAUCUGCUCAUCAUCGCGUGCCUCCUGUCUUCUGCAUACUGGACACUGGAGUACCACGGCCGGUCUUGUAAUGCCAAGUGCGACUUUCGGGUUUUGACGCGCCAGAUUAAUGAUAUUUCAAAAAACCUCUCCUACAUGAGAGAUAACUACCUGGAUUUGGAGCAAAAAAUGGACAUUCUUACGCACGAUCUGCCGAGAAUAGAGGGCCAAGUGGAGAUUCUGGAGUCGUUGGCGCAGACCCUGGGCCGGCCUAGCAACUGGGAGAUUCGGAGACCCGCAGAACCCAAGAAAAAGCGGAUCGUCUGUAAAGGAUAUCAACCAGCUAGGGGAGAACUACUUAGUCGGGGCCGCGAGGAACAAAUGGGUGAUUAUUAUAAACAGGGACGGGAUUCACAAAGUGGGGGAUAUCUGAGACAAGAUCGCAAUCAACAAAUGAGGGUAAAUAGCAAGGAGGCCAGGGAAGGAAGGCAUGGUCGCGAACCACAAACGGGGGUAAAUCUAAGGCAGGAACGUGAAAUAAAAAUUGGGAAAUAUCCAAGAUCGGGACGCAAAUCACCAAAGAGCGCAAGCUUCAUGGAUCUGAACGAUACGGCUGAUGAAGAGGAGCUAUAUUAUGAAGAAGAAGAGAUGCAAGGUUCCGAAGUGGUUGUCAACACACUGAUUCACGAACCAUUCCACAAAAACUUGAGGUCGUAUUCAGAUGGAAUAAUAUUUUAAAUCAUGUUGUGAUGCAAUAAUAAAUCUAUUAUGUGGUCACACUUUUCGUUAUGUUAUAAAAUAAUAAAAUUUGUAACGCAA